This is a messenger RNA of Aegilops tauschii subsp. strangulata, 1511 nucleotides long. Its product is annotated as DNA-directed RNA polymerases II and IV subunit 5A. Gene Ontology annotation, molecular function: DNA binding. Gene Ontology annotation, cellular component: RNA polymerase II, core complex; RNA polymerase III complex; RNA polymerase I complex. The record is from RefSeq and is a predicted model, not a curated record. Gene Ontology annotation, biological process: transcription by RNA polymerase II; tRNA transcription by RNA polymerase III; transcription elongation by RNA polymerase I. Lineage: Eukaryota; Viridiplantae; Streptophyta; Magnoliopsida; Poales; Poaceae.
UCCUCGCUCCUCGCCACUCGGUGCCGGUGUCUCCUGGAACCCUCCUUUCUCCCCCCAAACCCCUACCUCCGGUGCCGCCGGCCCUUCCUCCUCCGAAGGCGGGCGAAAAAUUCGCGUGGGUGAUCGGCGAAGGGAUGGCGGCGGCAGAGGGGGAGGCGAGCCGGCUGUUCCGCGUCCGGCGCACGGUGAUGCAGAUGCUGCGGGACCGCGGGUACCUGGUAGUGGACGCCGACGUCGACAUGACCAUGGGCGAGUUCGUCGGGCGCUACGGCGACCCCGUGCGCCGCGAUGACCUCGUCAUCAACCGCGCCAAGAAGGACAAGCCCGACGAACAGAUCUACGUCUUCUUCCCGAACGAGCCCAAGCCCGGCAUGAAGACGGUCAAGAGCUACGCCGAGAAGAUGAAGCAGGAGAACGUCAACAAUGGCAUACUCGUGGUGCAGCAGGCGCUGACCGCCUUUGCCCGCAACGCGGUGCUCGGGUUAUCGCAGGAGAAGGAGAAAUUGAUGCUCGAGGUCUUCCAGGAAGGGGAGCUUCUUAUAAACAUUAAGAAUCACGAUCUAGUUCCCGAGCACGUGCUCCUCACAAAGGAGCAGAAGAAGACGCUGUUGGAGAAAUACACUGUGAAAGAAACUCAGCUCCCUCGGAUUCAAAUCACGGAUCCAAUAGCAAGGUACUAUGGCAUGAGGCGUGGACAGGUCGUGAAAAUCACCAGGCCCAGCGAGACUGCUGGAAAAUAUGUGACGUAUCGCUAUGUUGUCUGAGCUCAAGAGCGUAUCUGGUGCGCCGGGGAAAUUGUUGCUACCAGUACACCGGACACCGCUUGCACAUCGAAAAAUUCAAAAAAAAAGUGCAUUGAAACAACAAUGUUGGCGGAAAAUUUCAUAUCAAAAUUCGAAACAUUGCACUAGAUACAAAAAAGACAAAUUUGACAUCAGUGUGAUAAUUGGCCGAAUCUGAAGCCCAACUUAUAUUAGGUUCACAUUGAUGUCAAAUUUAUCAUUUUUGUAUCUCGUGCAAUGUUUCGAAUUUUGAUAUGAAAUUUUGUGACAACAUCGGUCAUCGAACGAUGUUGUGUCAAUGCACUAUUUUUUUUCCAGAAUUUUUUGAACAUUUCUGGAUGUGCAACCGGGGUCCGGUGCACCGGUAGCACCAGUUGCCCUGGUGUACCAGAUACGCCCUCGUCUGAGUUCCACUACAUUCUCAAGGGUCGAGAUGUUCUGCAAGCACUGCCAGUUAAAAUGCUUCCUGUCCUCAGUAGUAGACACUUGUUUUCUCGAGGAACAGAAAUUACUUUCUGAACUGCCUUAGUGCUCUGUCUUUACAUCUGCUUGUCAGUUUGACAUGACUCUGUUAGCUAGCAUCUAGAAAUAGAUUUCGGUAGUUCCGUUCCUUUUUCGGCACUGCUAAAUAACUCUUUGCUACCCGAAAUAGUCGGUCUGUUUCAAAGUUCAGUUUAGUGCUCCUGUAUUUAGCUAAAUAUAUAAAUGGUAUGACCAUUUAAUCUGGUA